This is a messenger RNA of Sesamum indicum (sesame), 2991 nucleotides long. Its product is annotated as Ubiquitin carboxyl-terminal hydrolase family protein. The record is from RefSeq and is a predicted model, not a curated record. Lineage: Eukaryota; Viridiplantae; Streptophyta; Magnoliopsida; Lamiales; Pedaliaceae. Gene Ontology annotation, molecular function: RNA binding.
UUCUUUCUCCCUCCUCUCAUUCCUCUAAAUUCUAAAAUCCCAAUUUAUUUCUUACUCUUCUCAUUGUUUUCUUCUCUUCUUCUCUCUCAGCCCACUAACACUCGAACCCUUGACCUCUGUGGAAGAUGCAACAUAACCACCAAAUCUAACGGCUAAAAGCCUAGCCCCGAACCAACGAUUGCCCCAAUCCAUCUACCACCGGCAACGAGGAAGGCGAAUGCUGUUGUGUCGGCCAAGCAAGAAGCUCGAACAGGAGUAACCGAGUGAAAUUUCAAUCGCAGCAUUUGUGCAAACACUUGAACUGCACGAUACUUUCUCUGCUGCACAAUGCCCCGGCCUCAACUAAAUUCAAACUAUAGAAUUUUCAUGAGGAACGAUUUUGUUCAUGACUAUUGUACACGAUUAUCAUACGUCCAAUGCCGAUGGAUGACCUCCAGCAAAAGGGUUCAAGACCGCAGCAAGAGCAAGCGCGUGCACGACCUUGAAAUCGCUGCGGAGAAACAUAAGGUAAUCUCCAAAAUCCAGUAUUUGUUCGAAGUUCUCAAAGGGGAGCCGGAGAACAUCAUCCCUUUAAGAAAUCUUGACCAACACCGUAAGCAAAUCAAUCUCCCCAAGCCCCAUAAAAUCUCAGAUUUCCUCCGGAAGUCGCCUAAGCUUUUUGAGCUAUAUAAGGACCUUAGGGGCGUGGUUUGGUGUGGGUUGACAGAACAAGCUGAGAAAUUGGUGAAAGAGGAGGAGGAAAUUAUUGAAAAAUAUGGUGAGAAAGCUGCUGAAAAUGUCACUAGGAUGUUGAUGAUGGCUGUAGAUAAGCGGUUACCACUUGAUAAGAUUGCACAUUUUAGGCGGGACUUAGGCUUGCCAAUGAAUUUUAGGAAGCAAUGGGUUCACAAUUAUCCAGAAAACUUUCGGGUGGUUCAGCCAUUUAAGCCUUAUGAUGAGGGGGAGUACUUGGAGCUUGUUUCUUGGAAGUCUAGUUGGGCAAUCACAGAAUUGGAAAAGACAGUAUUGAGUUUAAAGCAAGAGCAGAUUGUUAGUGAGCAUGUCCCUGGACUGCUUAAAUUGGCUUUUCCAUUGAAGUUCCCCUCUAGUUAUAAGAAGGUUUAUAGAUAUGGUGGAAAAAUCGAGCAUUUUCAGAAGAGGGAGUAUUUAUCUCCUUAUGCUGAUGCUAGGGGUUUAAAAGCUGGGUCCCUUGAGUUUGAUAAGAGGGCUGUUGCAGUGAUGCAUGAGUUGCUUAGCUUCACAAUCGAGAAAAGAUUGGUGACUGAUUAUUUAACACAUUUUAGAAGAGAGUUUGUCAUGCCACAGAAGCUAAUGAGGCUUUUGUUAAAGCACUUCGGAAUAUUCUAUGUUUCUGAGAGGGGAAAGAGGUUUAGUGUGUUUCUGAAUGAGGCUUAUGAUGGUUCAGAGUUAAUUGUGAAGCAUCCUUUGGUUGUCUGGAAGGAAAAGGUCAGGAAUCUUAUUGGUUAUAGGGGGAAGAAGAAGAAGAUUGAGAGUUUUGAUGAUCUCUCGGACAUGGAGGAUAAGACUUUGCUUGGAAGUGAUUCUGAAGAUGACCAUGUUCAACUGGAACUUGGGCAAGAUGAGACAAUGCAUUCUUUAGAGAGUACUUCAACUACAGAUGGUUCUGAAAUGGAAAUUGAGGAGGUUUGCAGGGCAUACAAUAACUGAACAUGACUGAUCAAGCCACCUCCGACAACUGCAAAUAAAAGGCCCAAAAGAAAAAUAAUUAUUAUUUUCCAGUGAGGAUGGGGGUUGAUGUUAUUUUGAGGCCUUUUUUCGAGGUCCUGAUGAGGAGUAAGAAUAGGGUAUUGUUAGGGAAGUUGAAGAGUUGUGUGUUUGAUGAAUUGGUGAAGCUGGGGAAGGAAAUCUUGCUGAAGAAGAGGAUGGGAGUGGAUUAUGAUGAAAAGGAUGGUGAUGUAUUGUUGGGGGUGGUUGCUUUGAGGAUGGGGUUGUAAGUUAGGUUUUAUGAGGUUGGUUCAUCAGUGGAAUGUGUCCAGGGCAACAGGAAACUGUCUAUAGGGUUGCAUGAGGGGUUUCUGAAGUUGGAGAAUGAGUUGGAAUCUCCUGGCAUUGAAAUUGCCAUACCUGAACACAGUGAUGUUGUUGGUGGUGCUGAUGAUGAUGAUGAGGUGCCUCAGUUAAUCCCCGUCGAGUAUAAUACUGGUAACUGUACUGCAGAAUUGGGGUCACAAGAAGGGGCCAAUGAUGUACAUGAAAAUGAGGAUAGGUCUGAUGAUAGAAGCUUGAAGAAGCAAAAAGAAGUGGAGAAAGGGGUUGAUAGAGAUGAUAAGAAGGCUAAAAAGAAGAAGAAGAAUAAACUGAAGAGAAAGGAUGAGAAAGGGGCUUCAGAUCUCAACACCAAGUCUUUUACUGCUCGUGGUAAUAGUCUGAUUGAUGACCCGGAAAGUGAUGGAAGUGCAGCGGCUUUAAAUGGAUCGGUGAUAUCCAAUCUUCAGAAACAAUUUGUGAAAGUUGCUACUGAAGCUGGUUCAUACAGUGGCGAAGAUCUAGAUUCCUCUGAUACUCCCUUAAUAUCAGUGAAAGCUAAUAGAAUGCUUACUAAUAAGAGGAAGAAAGCGAAAACUGCAGAUAUGGUGGAGUCUGGCAACAUGGACACAGAUGGUGCUGAGAUGUUAAAGUUGCUGCCACUUCAAAGAAUAAGGAGAAGAGUGCAAAGAAGGUUAGAUUUUCUAUGAAGAAUACCUUGGUGUAGAAGCCACAGAACCCUUUGCCUCGUGAAAGUUUGAGAUUGCCGCCAUCUCUUACUCCGAGGGGUAGUGCACUGCAAAAGUGGGGGCCUCCAGGUCCUAUUAUAGAAACACAAUCUGUCAAGAAAAAGAUGAAGCCGAAAAAGAAAGCAAAGAAGAGAUUGAGCGGUGCCACAUCUAUGAUGCUAUUGCGGAAAAGAAUACAAACUCAAUCUGUGCUACUUCAGGUUGGAGGAUUAUUCUUCUGCAUUAAGUUGCUUUCUUUUGUUUACCGUUAAUUUAG